Caenorhabditis briggsae is the source of this 366-nucleotide messenger RNA. The transcript is spliced from 3 exons. The record is from RefSeq and is a predicted model, not a curated record. Lineage: Eukaryota; Metazoa; Nematoda; Chromadorea; Rhabditida; Rhabditidae. Bases 1 to 366 code for a protein of 121 amino acids.
AUGCCCAUCAAUCUUCUCAAACUACCUUGUUUAGUUGGCGCUAUGGUCGUGACUGAAUUGGACUACCAAAAAAUAUUUCUACUCAGUCUGUGCUCCCGUCGUACUUUAUUUCUAGGGAAGAAAGCAAGAAUCACGGUUCACAAGUUAACAUUGCAUUCUGAAAAAUUAUCGUAUCAUGGUACGAGUAUCGUAUCAUGGUACAAAAAGAGACCAGAACAUUUUGUUAUGGAUGCACCUAACUGUGCAAAGGAGGAAUAUCGUCUCAGAAGCGAAGAUUUUGUCGAAAUAAAACAAAUUACAGAUGGAAAAAGAGCUUUCCUUGCUUGUGAUCCUACCUGUUUGGAAUUUUUUGUUCCCGAAAUCUAA